CUGAAACGCGCUUUUCCACGACACGCAACGCAUCGAUCGCAUCACUGCCAUCAUUAAAGAUUCUAGACUGCCAACAGGUAGUACUGUCCAAGUUGAAUUUUGAUCGGAACUAGGAGGCUCAACAAAUCAAUAAAGCACCCAUAUCAACCCAACCUGGCUGAAACACCGCUGCCAAAAUGGCGUACAAUCCGCGCAUGUCAAUCAUCCCGCCAUCGCAGCAGCAGUCGCGUGGCAAGACCAACAAGCGGGAAAAAGAAGAGCAGGACCUGAUGAUCCUGCGCGACGCCGAGAUUGUGGGCUGCAUCCGCGACCUCGGCUUCACCAAAUUUGACUUUUCCGACCUCGAAAAGCCCAAUCCGCUGCAGGUGCAGAUGAUAUUCGAGCUGUUUGCCGAGAAGACGAUGAACGUGACGCGCGAGACGGUGGACCCGGCGAUGCGCGCCGCCGCCGAGGAGGUCUGCGGCAGCGCCGACUUUGGCGAGGCGCUCAUGCCCAGCGACACCCGCAACCUGAUGGGCUUCUACGCCGCCUUUCGCCAGCUGCUGGUCGCAUGCGGCGUGCCCGACUUUAGCUUCUCCGACAUGUACAAGCCCACUCACAAGCGUCUGGUGCACCUGCUGUCGUACCUCAUUAAUUUUGUGCGAUUCAGGCAGGGACACGCCGAGCUGUUCGUUGAGCACUUUGACCGCGUGCAGGAGACCAAGAACAGGAUCGACGUCCUGUACUCGGAGAACCAGGAGAUGGACGCCCGGCUGGACGACAUGAGGCGCAAUCGGAGAGCUAUGGAGAGCCUGGCGCAGGAAAAGACGCGGCGGAAUGAGGAUCUCAAGCGCCGUCUGUUGGAGCUGCGUCGGAACCAGGAGCGCGUCGCCGCUCGUCUGGAGGAGGCCAAGUCGCGAAAGACGGAGCUUGCGCAGCAGCUUGAGCAGAGGACGGCCGAAAAGCUGUCUCUCAAGCAGGAGAGCUCCAAGCUGCGACCUUACACACUGCAGAGCCCCUCGGCUCUGCAGGCCAGCUUAGCGGACCUGUCAAACACACUCAACGGGGAGCGGGCGCAUAUCGACUCGCUGGACCGAAGGGCACGCGCGCUGCAGACCUCUGCUGAUUCAUUCACAGUCGUCUGCGCGGACGUGGCGUCGUGCAUCAAGCUGCUCGACGAGAUUGCAACCGAGCUGGCCAAGGAGGAUGAAGAAAGCGCAAAGAAAUCCAGGCAACGCGAUGCUCUGGCCGAGCGGGGUGCCGACGUCAAGGAAGUAGAGCGUGCCGAGUCGUUGCUUCAGCGCCAGUUGGCAAAAUGGAACGAAAGGACCGAACGGCUGCGCGAGCAGAGUUCGCAGAGGGCUCAGGAGGCAAAGGAGAAAAUGGAGGAGCUCAAGGCCAUACAUAAGAAGCUUAACGAGGAGCGGACGGAGAAGGGCCGAGAUAUCGAGACGAGGAGGGUCCGGAUCGAGCAAACGGAGAAAAAGAUGCUUGAUCUGAAAGAACAAAUUGAGCAAGAGGUCCACAAUGCCCAGGAUGAGUACCUCAAGAUGGAGGCACACAUUAAGCUUUACAUGACGGAGAUGGAGCAGUCAUUAUGAGCGACAGAGCGGUGUUGGGCGAUACUAUGACUGUGUUUCUUGCUAUUCAUUCUUAUUUUGGGCACCUCGAUGUGGUCAUGGGGUCUGGUAUACCAGGAGUUUGGAGUUGGGCUAGACAUGCUGGGAUUGAAUUUGUGUAUGACUAAUAAAUGUAAUGACCCUUUCUUGCAAGAUUAUUAAGCUCGCAGCUCCGUAGACGGCGUAUCUUUGGUGUUAGGUUCUAACGGGUAUGUCUGAAACGA
Molecule: messenger RNA, 1822 nt
Organism: Pyricularia oryzae 70-15
Lineage: Eukaryota; Fungi; Ascomycota; Sordariomycetes; Magnaporthales; Pyriculariaceae
Product: kinetochore protein nuf-2
Exons: 2
Coding region: 177-1580 (467 amino acids)
Biological process (GO): mitotic spindle organization; attachment of mitotic spindle microtubules to kinetochore; kinetochore organization
Cellular component (GO): kinetochore; Ndc80 complex
Molecular function (GO): protein-containing complex binding
Source: RefSeq, a predicted model, not a curated record